This is a messenger RNA of Erinaceus europaeus (western European hedgehog), 12302 nucleotides long. RefSeq names its product mucin 6, oligomeric mucus/gel-forming (gene MUC6). The record is from RefSeq and is a predicted model, not a curated record. Gene Ontology annotation, cellular component: extracellular matrix. Bases 1 to 12270 code for a protein of 4089 amino acids. The transcript has 30 exons. Gene Ontology annotation, molecular function: protein binding. NCBI's taxonomy places the organism in Eukaryota, Metazoa, Chordata, Mammalia, Eulipotyphla, Erinaceidae.
AUGACGGCAGGGCAGGGCCCAGCCCAUAUAAGGCUACGGGCAGCAGUGCAGCGGGUGGGCGGCUGUGCUCUUCCGGCCAUGCUCCGUGCCACACUCUGGCCGCUGCUACUGCUGCUGGCCUGCGGGGGGGCCCUGCUGGGUGCCGGCCUGGAUGCCACCUCUGCGGGUCACCCAGGACCCCAGGGGCUGAAAGAUUCCCCACACACAGCACCGGGCAGGGGCUGGUGCUCCACCUGGGGGCCCAGCCACUUCUCCACGUUCGAUGGCUACUUGUACGACUUCUCGGGGACCUGCAACUACGUCUUUGCGGCCACCUGCACGCCCUCAGUGGCCAGCUUCAGCGUGCAACUGCGGCGGGGGCCCGGCGGGGACAUCUCCCGCAUCAUUGUGGAGCUGGGGGCCGCCAUGGUCACCGUGCAGAGCGGCGAGGUCUCUGUCAAGGACGUGGGGGUGGUGGCCCUGCCCUACAGCAGCAACGGGCUGCAGGUCACGCCCUACGGCCAAAGCACGAGGCUGGUGGCCAGGCAGCUGGAGAUGGAGCUGGAGGUCCUGUGGGGGCCGGGUGCCCACCUGCUGGUGCUGGUGGAGGACAAGCACCGGGGCCGCCUUUGCGGGCUGUGCGGAAACUUCGACGGCGAGAGGACCAACGAGUUUCUGAGCGAGGACGGGAAGCUGCUGGAGCCCCACAAGUUCGCGGCGCUGCAGAAGCUGGAUGACCCCUCGGAGAUCUGCGCCUUCGAGGCCAUCCCCCGGCCGCCCCCGCGGGACGAGCACGCGGCGGCCUGCGCCCGGCUGCUGCGCCUGGUGGGCCCCGAGUGCGCGCUGCCGCGGGAGCCCUUCGUGCGCAGCUGCCAGGCCGACCUGGCGGCGUGUGCCCGGCCAGGCGCGCGGGACUGCGCCUGCGCCACGCUGUCCGAGUACUCGCGCCAGUGCAGCCGCGCCGGACAGCGCGUGCGCAGCUGGAGGGGCCCGGGCCUCUGCGAGCUGGGCGGCUGCCCCGCCAACCAGGAGUACCGCGAGUGCGGCCCGGCCUGCGCCCCCACCUGCUCCAACCCGCACCACAGUUGCCCCGGCGCCUGCACUUUCGGCUGCUUCUGCCCGGAAGGUACGGUGCUGGAUGACCUGUCCACCCCCCACACCUGCGUGCCCCUCGCCCGGUGCCCCUGCGUGCUGGGCACGGAGCUCCACGCCCCUGGGGCGGUCACCUCUGCCGCCUGCCAGACCUGCCGCUGCGCCCUGGGCCGCUGGGAGUGUGUGCAGAGGCCCUGCCCCGGCCACUGCGCCCUGGAGGGCGGCUCCUUCGUCACCACGUUCGACGCCAGGCCCUACCGCUUCCACGGCACCUGCACCUACACGCUGCUCCAGAGCCCCCUGCUGCCCGACGGGGGCGCCCUCACUGCCGUCUACGACAAGGCCGGCUACUCGCACUCGGAGACGUCCCUCACCGCCGUCAUCUACGCGUCCCGCCGGGACGAGAUCGUGAUUUCUCAGGAUGAGGUGAUCACCAACCGCGGAGAGGCCAAGUGGCUGCCAUACGUCACCCGCAACAUCACCGUCUUCAGACAGACCAGCACCCACCUGCAGGUGGUCACCUCCUUCGGGCUGGAGCUGGUCGUCCAGCUGCGACCCGUGUUCCAGGUGUACGUCACUGUGGGCGCCCGGUUCAGAGGCCAGACCAGUGGGCUCUGCGGCAACUUCAACGGGGACACGACAGACGACCUGACCAGCAGCAUGGGCCUGCCCGAAGGCACCGCCGCUCUCUUCGUGGAUUCCUGGCGGGCGGGCAACUGCCCGGCCGCUCUGGAGCGCGAGACUGACCCCUGCUCCAUGAGCCAACUCAACAAGGUGUGUGCUGAGACCCACUGCUCGGUGCUGGUGAAGAAGGGCACAGUGUUUGAGCAGUGCCAUGCUGCGGUGGACCCCAAGCCCUUCUACAAGAGGUGUGUGUACCAGGCCUGCAACUACGAGGAGACCUUCCCCCACAUCUGUGCAGCCCUGGGAGCCUAUGCCCACGCCUGUGCCUCGCGGGGUGUGCUGCUACGGGGCUGGAGGGCCAGCGUGGACAACUGCACCAUCCCCUGCUCGGGAAACCAGACCUUCAGCGACGACGGCCAGGCCUGUGGCCGCACGUGCCUGUCCCUGUCGGCGCCCGAGGCCGAGUGCCACGCCAGUGCGGUGCCCGUGGAUGGCUGCAUCUGCCCCGAGGGCACCUUCCUGGACCACAGAGGGGAGUGUGUGCCCCGCACCCAGUGCCCCUGCCUGCUGGACGGGCACAAGCUGCUCCUGGCUGACCAGUCCGCCACGGUCAACGGCGCCUUCUGCACCUGCGCCCGUGGGCGGCUGAGCUGCCCUGCACGCCCGCUGACGCUCCUGGCCUCCUGUUCGGCCCCUAAGACCUUCCAGACCUGCAGCCAGUCCUCGGAGAACAAGUUUGGCGCCGCCUGCGCGCCCACCUGCCAGAUGCUGGCCACCGGCCUGCCCUGCGUGCCCACCAAGUGCGAGCCGGGCUGCGUGUGCCCCGACGGGCUGUACGAGGACGCGGAGGGGCGGUGUGUGCGGCCUGAGCGGUGCCCCUGCGAGUUUGGGGGGGCCUCCUACCCCCCGGGUGCCCAGCUCCACGCCGACUGCAAGGCCUGCACCUGCACGGGAGGGAAGUGGACGUGCCGCCAGGGCACCCACUGCGCGUCCACCUGCACCCUGUACGGAGAGGGCCACGUGGUCACCUUCGACGGCCGGCGCUUUGUCUUUGACGGCAGCUGCGAAUACGUUCUGGCCACGGACGGCUGCGGCGCCAAGGACUCUCAGCCCACCUUCAAGAUCCUGACGGAGAACGUGGUCUGUGGGAAGUCGGGGGUCACCUGCUCACGGGCCAUCAAGCUCCGCGUGGGGGGACUGGCCAUCGAGCUGGCGGACAGGAACUACACGGUGCGCGGGCGGGAGCCGGGCGUGGCCUUCCGCGUGGCGGCCGGGUCCCCACACCUACUGCUGGAGGUGGCCCUGGGCCGCAGCUACAACCUGACGCUCGUGUGGAACAAGCGCAUGGCCCUGCUCCUCAGGGUGGAGCGCGCUCAGCAGGACGCCCUCUGUGGCCUGUGCGGAAACUCCAACGGGAACAUGCGGGACGACCUGGAGACGCGCGGCGGGUACGUGGCAGCCAGCGAGCUGCAGGCGGUCGACUCGUGGAGGGAGAGCCCGCUGUGCGCCGACGCCAGGCCCGCGGCCGAGCCCUGCAGCCUCAACGCCUUCCGCCGCGCCUGGGCCGAGCGCAAGUGCGCCAUCAUCAACAGCCAGACCUUCGCGGCCUGCCACGGCAAGGUGUACCGCAUGCCCUACUACGAGGCCUGCGUGCGAGACGCCUGCGGCUGUGACUCGGGCGGGGACUGCGAGUGUCUGUGCGACGCGGUGGCCGCCUACGCCCAGGCCUGCCUGGACAAGGGGGUGUGCGUGGACUGGAGGGCCCCCGACUUCUGCCCCGUCUACUGCGACUUCUACAACAGCCACACUCGGGCCGGCGGGCAGUACCAGUACACCCAGGAGGCCAACUGUUCCUGGCACUACCAGCCCUGCCUGUGCCCUGGCCGGCCCCAGGGAGUCCCGGGCACCAACAUGGAAGGCUGCUACAACUGCUCGCGGGACCAGUACUUUGACCACGAGCAGGGGGCGUGUGUGCCCUGCGCUCCCCCCAGGACCUCACUCCCCUCCACCUCCUCGGUCACCCCCACUUCUCAGAAAGUCAACACUCCAACACACCCAGAGACCCCCAGCACCGCACCCCACACAGGCACACAGGCUCCAUCCUCCCCGGUCCCGGGCACCGUCACGCAGACCACCACUCGCACCACUGGGGUCCAGACCCCCACGAGCACCUCCAGAACCUCCUCCUCCAUGGCCCCUCACACUCCAGCCCCGGGAACCUCUCAGUCCACAGCACCCCCACUCAGCAGCACCAGCACAAGCCGACCCAGCUCUCCGGGGACUGGCACCCCAGUGACAGGAUCCCAAACUGGCACGCCCGGCACACCCAGCACGCCACUCACCUCGAGCACACACACAACCGGGCCCCCCACGGGCUCGUCCUUCAGGACCACCACCCACACCCCGACAGCUCCCCCCAGGACCUCACUCCACUCCACCUCCUCAGUCACCCCCACUUCUCAGAAAGUCAGCACUCCAACGCACCCAGAGACCCCCAGCACCGCACCCCACACAGGCACACAGGCUCCAUAUUCGUCUGUCCCAGUCACCGUCACGGAGACCACCACUCACACCACUGGGGUCCAGACCCCCACGAGCACCUCCAGAACCUCCUCCUCCAUGGCCCCUCACACUCCAGCCCCGGGAACCUCUCAGUCCACAGCACCCCCACUCAGCAGCACCAGCACAAGCCGACCCAGCUCUCCGGGGACUGGCACACCCGCCACGCCCAGCACGCCACUCACCUCGAGCACACACACAACCGGGCCCCCCACGGGCUCGUCCUUCAGGACCACCACCCACACCCCGACAGCUCCCCCCAGGACCUCACUCCACUCCACCUCCUCAGUCACCCCCACUUCUCAGAAAGUCACCACUCCAACGCACUCACAGACCAGCACCGCACCCCACACAGGCACACAGGCUCUAUCCUCCCCGGUCCCGGGCACCGUCACGGAGACCACCACUCGCACCACUGGGGUCCAGACCCCCACGAGCACCUCCAGAACCUCCUCCAUGGCCCCUUACACUCCAGCCCCGGGAACCUCUCAGUCCACAGCACCCCCACUCAGCAGCACCAGCACAAGCCGACCCAGCUCUCCGGGGACUGGCACCCCAGUGACAGGAUCCCACACUGGCACGCCCAGCACGCCCAGCACGCCACUCACCUCGAGCACACACACAACCGGGCCCCCCACGGGCUCGUCCUUCAGGACCACCACCCACACCCCGACAGCUCCCCCCAGGACCUCACUCCACUCCACCUCCUCAGUCACCCCCACUUCUCAGAAAGUCACCACUCCAACGCACCCAGAGACCCCCAGCACCGCACCCCACACAGGCACACAGGCUCCAUCCUCCCCGGUCCCGGGCAACGUCACGGAGACCACCACUCGCACCACUGGGGUCCAGACCCCCAUGAGCACCUCCAGAACCUCCUCCUCCAUGGCCCCUCACACUCCAGCCCCGGGAACCUCUCAGUCCACAGCACCCCCACUCAGCACCACCAGCACAAGCCGACCCAACUCUCCGGGGACUGGCACCCCAGUGACAGGAUCCCACACUGGCACGCCCGCCACGCCCAGCUCGCCACUCACCUCGAGCACACACACUACCGGGCCCCCCACGGGCUCGUCCUUCAGGACCACCACCCACACCCCGACAGCUCCCCCCAGGACCUCACUCCCCUCCACCUCCUCGGUCACCCCCACUUCUCAGAAAGUCAGCACUCCAACGCACCCAGAGACCAGCACCGCACCCCACACAGGCACACAGCCUCCAUCCUCCCCGGUCCCGGGCACCGUCACGGAGACCACCACUCACACCACUGGGGUCCAGACCCCCACGAGCACCUCCAGAACCUCCUCCUCCAUGGCCCCUCACACUCCAGCCCCGGGAACCUCUCAGUCCACAGCACCCCCACUCAGCACCACCAGCACAAGCCGACCCAGCUCUCCGGGGACUGGCACCCCAGUGACAGGAUCCCACACUGGCACCCCCGCCACGCCCAGAACGCCACUCACCUCGAGCACUCACACAACCGGGCCUCCCACGGGCUCAACCUUCAGGACCACCACCCACACCCCGACAGCUCCCCCCAGGACCUCCCUCCCCUCCACCUCCUCGGUCACCCCCACUUCUCAGAAAGUCAGCACUGCAACACACCCAGAGACCAGCACCACACCCCACACAGGCACACUGGCUCCAUAUUCGUCUGUCCCAGUCACCGUCACGGAGACCACCACUCACACCACUGGGGUCCAAACCCCCACGAGCACCUCCAGAACCUCCUCCUCCAUGGCCCCUCACACUCCAGCCCCGGGAACCUCUCAGUCCACAGCACCCUCAUUCAGCAGCACCAGCACAAGCCGACCCAGCUCUCCGGGGACUGGCACACCCGCCACGCCCAACACGCCACUCACCUCGAGCACACACACAACCGGGCCCCCCACGGGCUCGUCCUUCAGGACCACCACCCACACCCCGACAGCUCCCACCAAGACCUCACUCCCCUCCACCUCCUCGGUCACCCCCACUUCUCAAAAAGUCAGCACUCCAACGCACCCACAGACCAGCACCGCACCCCACACAGGCACACAGGCUCCAUCCUCCCCGGUCCCGGGCACCGUCACGGAGACCACCACUCACACCACUGGGGUCCAGACCCCCACGAGCACCUCCAGAACCUCCUCCAUGGCCCCUCACACUCCAGCCCCGGGAACCUCUCAGUCCACAGCACCCCCACUCAGCACCACCAGCACAAGCCGACCCAACUCUCCGGGGACUGGCACCCCAGUGACAGGAUCCCACACUGGCACCCCCGCCACGCCCAGCACGCCACUCACAUCGAGCACACACACUACCGGGCCCCCCACGGGCACGUCCUUCAGGACCACCACCCACACCCCGACACCUCCCCCCAGGACCUCACUCCCCUCCACCUCCUCGGUCACCCCCACUUCUCAGAAAGUCACCACUCCAACGCACCCACAGACCAGCACCGCACCCCACACAGGCACACAGGCUCCAUCCUCCCCGGUCCCGGGCACCGUCACGGAGACCACCACUCGCACCACUGGGGUCCAGACCCCCACGAGCACCUCCAGAACCUCCUCCUCCAUGGCCCCUCACACUCCAGCCCCGGGAACCUCUCAGUCCACAGCACCCCCACUCAGCAGCACCAGCACAAGCCGACCCAGCUCUCCGGGGACUGGCACACCCGCCACGCCCAACACGCCACUCACCUCGAGCACACACACAACCGGGCCCCCCACGGGCUCGUCCUUCAGGACCACCACCCACACCCCGACAGCUCCCACCAAGACCUCACUCCCCUCCACCUCCUCGGUCACCCCCACUUCUCAAAAAGUCAGCACUCCAACGCACCCACAGACCACCACCGCAUCCCACACAGGCACACAGACUCCAUCCUCCCCGGUCCCGGGCACCGUCACGGAGACCACCACUCACACCACUGGGGUCCAGACCCCCACGAGCACCUCCAGAACCUCCUCCAUGGCCCCUCACACUCCAGCCCCAGGAACCUCUCAGUCCACAGCACCCCCACUCAGCAGCACCAGCACAAGCCGACCCAGCUCUCCGGGGACUGGCACCCCAGUGACAGGAUCCCACACUGGCACGCCCAGCACGCCCAGCACGCCACUCACCUCGAGCACACACACAACCGGGCCCCCCACGGGCUCGUCCUUCAGGACCACCACCCACACCCUGACAGCUCCCCCCAGGACCUCACUCCACUCCACCUCCUCAGUCACCCCCACUUCUCAGAAAGUCAGCACUCCAACGCACCCAGAGACCCCCAGCACCGCACCCCACACAGGCACACAGGCUCCAUAUUCGUCUGUCCCAGUCACCGUCACGGAGACCACCACUCACACCACUGGGGUCCAGACCCCCACGAGCACCUCCAGAACCUCCUCCUCCAUGGCCCCUCACACUCCAGCCCCGGGAACCUCUCAGUCCACAGCACCCCCACUCAGCACCACCAGCACAAGCCGACCCAACUCUCCGGGGACUGGCACCCCAGUGACAGGAUCCCAAGCUGGCACCCCCGCCACGCCCAGCACGCCACUCACCUCGAGCACACACACAACCGGGCCCCCCACGGGCUCGUCCUUCAGGACCACCACCCACACCCCGACAGCUCCCACUAAGACCUCACUCCCCUCCACCUCCUCGGUCACCCCCACUUCUCAAAAAGUCAGCACUCCAACGCACCCACAGACCAGCACCGCACCCCACACAGGCACACAGGCUCCAUCCUCCCCGGUCCCGGGCACCGCCACGGAGACCACCACUCACACCACUGGGGUCCAGACCCCCACGAGCACCUCCAGAACCUCCUCCUCCAAGGCCCCUCACACUCCAGCCCCAGACACCUCUCAGUCCACAGCACCCCCACUCAGCAGCACCAGCACAAGCCGACCCAGCUCUCCGGGGACUGGCACCCCAGUGACAGGAUCCCACACUGGCACGCCCGGCACGCCCAGCACGCCACUCACCUCGAGCACACACACAACCGGGCCCCCCACGGGCACGUCCUUCAGCACCACCACCCACACCCCGACAGCUCCCCCCAGGACCUCACUCCACUCCACCUCCUCAGUCACCCCCACUUCUCAGAAAGUCACCACUCCAACGCACCCAGAGACCCCCAGCACCGCACCCCACACAGGCACACAGGCUCCAUCCUCCCCGGUCCCGGGCACCGUCACGGAGACCACCACUCGCACCACUGGGGUCCAGACCCCCACGAGCACCUCCAGAACCUCCUCCUCCAUGGCCCCUCACACUCCAGCCCCGGGAACCUCUCAGUCCACAGCACCCCCACUCAGCAGCACCACCACAAGCCGACCCAGCUCUCCGGGGACUGGCACACCCGCCACGCCCAACACGCCACUCACCUCGAACACACACACAACCGGGCCCCCCACGGGCACGUCCUUCAGGACCACCACCCACACCCCGACAGCUCCCACCAAGACCUCACUCCCCUCCACCUCCUCGGUCACCCCCACUUCUCAAAAAGUCAGCACUCCAACGCACCCACAGACCAGCACCGCACCCCACACAGGCACACAGGCUCCAUCCUCCCCGGUCCCGGGCACCGUCACGGAGACCACCACUCACACCACUGGGGUCCAGACCCCCACGAGCACCUCCAGAACCUCCUCCAUGGCCCCUCACACUCCAGCCCCGGGAACCUCUCAGUCCACAGCACCCCCACUCAGCACCACCAGCACAAGCCGACCCAACUCUCCGGGGACUGGCACCCCAGUGACAGGAUCCCACGCUGGCACGCCCGCCACGCCCAGCACGCCACUCACAUCGAGCACACACACUACCGGGCCCCCCACGGGCACGUCCUUCAGCACCACCACCCACACCCCGACACCUCCCCCCAGGACCUCACUCCCCUCCACCUCCUCGGUCACCCCCACUUCUCAGAAAGUCACCACUCCAACGCACCCACAGACCAGCACCGCACCCCACACAGGCACACAGGCUCCAUCCUCCCCGGUCCCGGGCACCGUCACGGAGACCAUCACUCGCACCACUGGGGUCCAGACCCCCACGAGCACCUCCAGAACCUCCUCCUCCAUGGCCCCUCACACUCCAGCCCCGGGAACCUCUCAGUCCACAGCACCCCCACUCAGCAGCACCAGCACAAGCCGACCCAACUCUCCGGGGACUGGCACCACAGUGACAGGAUCCCACACUGGCACCCCCGCCACGAGCAGCACGCCACUCACCUCGAGCACACACACAACCGGGCCCCCCACGGGCUCGUCCAUUAGCACCACCACCCACACCCCGACACCUCCCCCCAGGACCUCACUCCACUCCACCUCCUCGGUCACCCCCACUUCUCAGAAAGUCAGCACUGCAACACACCCAGAGACCAGCACCGCACCCCACACAGGCACACAGGCUCCAUAUUCGUCUGUCCCAGUCACCGUCACGGAGACCACCACUCACACCACUGGGGUCCAGACCCCCACGAGCACCUCCAGAACCUCCUCCUCCAUGGCCCCUCACACUCCAGCCCCGGGAACCUCUCAGUCCACAGCACCCCCACUCAGCAGCACCAGCACAAGCCGACCCAGCUCUCCGGGGACUGGCACCCCAGUGACAGGAUCCCACACUGGCACGCCCGGCACGCCCAGCACGCCACUCACCUCGAGCACACACACAACCGGGCCCCCCACGGGCACGUCCUUCAGCACCACCACCCACACCCCGACAGCUCCCCCCAGGACCUCACUCCACUCCACCUCCUCAGUCACCCCCACUUCUCAGAAAGUCACCACUCCAACGCACCCAGAGACCCCCAGCACCGCACCCCACACAGGCACACAGGCUCCAUCCUCCCAGGUCCCGGGCAACGUCACGGAGACUACCACUCGCACCACUGGGGUCCAGACCCCCACGAGCACCUCCAGAACCUCCUCCUCCAUGGCCCCUCACACUCCAGCCCCGGGAACCUCUCAGUCCACAGCACCCUCACUCAGCACCACCAGCACAAGCCGACCCAACUCUCCGGGGACUGGCACCCCAGUGACAGGAUCCCAAGCUGGCACCCCCGCCACGCCCAACACGCCACUCACCUCGAGCACACACACAACCGGGCCCCCCACGGGCACGUCCUUCAGCACCACCACCCACACCCCGACAGCUCCCCCCAGGACCUCACUCCUCUCCACCUCCUCGGUCACCCCCACUUCUCAAAACGUCACCACUCCAACGCACCCAGAGACCCCCAGCACCGCACCCCACACAGGCACACAGGCUCCAUCCUCCCCGGUCCCGGGCACCGUCACGGAGACCACCACUCGCACCACUGGGGUCCAGACCCCCACAAGCACCUCCAGAACCUCCUCCUCCAUGGCCUCUCACACUCCAGCCCCGGGAACCUCUCAGUCCACAGCACCCCCACUCAGCAGCACCAGCACAAGCCGACCCAGCUCUCCGGGUACUGGCACACCCGCCACGCCCAACACGUCACUCACCUCGAGCACACACACAACCGGGCCCCCCACGGGCACGUCCUUCAGGACCACCACCCACACCCCGACAGCUCCCACCAAGACCUCCCUCCCCUCCAACUCCUCGGUCACCUCCACUUCGCAGAAAGUCACCACUCCAACACACCCACAGACCAGCACCGCACCCCACACAGGCACACAGGCUCCAUCCUCCCCGGUCCCGGGCACCGUCACGGAGACCACCACUCGCACUACUGGGGUCCAGACCCCCACGAGCACCUCCAGAACCUCCUCCUCCAUGGCCCCUCACACUCCAGCCCUGGGAACCUCUCAGUCCACAGCACCCCCACUCAGCAGCACCAGCACAAGCCGACCCAGCUCUCCGGGGACUGGCACACCCGCCACGCCCAGCACGCCACUCACCUCGAGCACACACACAACCGGGCCCCCCACGGGCUCGUCCUUCAGGACCACCACCCACACCCCGACAGCUCCCCCCAGGACCUCACUCCCCUCCACCUCCUCGGUCACCCCCACUUCUCUGAAAGUCAGCACUGCAACACCACUCACCUCGUCCUUGGGACCUUCGCCCUCCAACCCCUCCAGCACACACAGAACUGGGCCCCCUACGGGCUCGUCCAUUAGCCCCCCUGGUAGCUCCUUGUCCCCUGCGCCAGCCCCCUCUACUGCCCCCGUUUCCCUGCCUGUGCUUGUCAGUUCCUCAACCUCUCUCUCCAGCCUGACAUCUGUGUCCCCACUGUCCCCAACUGUUAGCUCAGUGCAUAGCCCACCCAUGAGCUCGGCCCACCCGUCAGCCUCUCCAAGCCCUUCCUCCCCCCUCCCUGGGUCACCUCCGGCCUCCUCGCCUACAAGCUCCGUUCCUGUGUCCCCAACACUGCAUCCCUCCGAUAUGCCCUCCACACAUCCCGCACCCCUCUCCCCCUUCUCUACCCUGCCACCAACUCCCAGCACUUCCUCCCUUCCGGCCACACCUAGGACAUCAACCCCACUGCCGCCGGCCUCUGUCCUCGUGUCUUCGCAAUCCACCACCGCCCAGGCCACCACCCGCACUUCGCACUCCCCCACACCGGGUCCGGCCUCCACACUUGGCGUGACCCCCACCUGGAGCCCUGGAGCCACCAACCUCACCACCCGGCCGCCGAGCUCUCCGGGGCUGCUGACCACCGCCCAGCCCUCCCCUGGGGUCUCGGCCUCCUCUCAGCCCUUGCCUCCUGUCCCGCCUUCCACCAGCUCACCCAGUGUGUGCAGUGUGAAGGAGCACCGAGAAGUGGUCACCUACCAGGGCUGCACGGCCAAUGUGACCAUAACUCACUGCCAGGGCACCUGUGUGUCAGCUGCCAGCUUCAACGUGGCCACGGGGCGCGUGGACUCGCACUGCAGCUGCUGCCACCCCCUCAGCACCUACGAGCAGCAGCUGGAGCUGCCCUGCCCCGACCCGCAGGCGCCGGGCCGUCCGCUCGUGCUCACGCUCAGGCUCUUCCGCAGCUGCGCGUGCGGCCCCCAGAGCUGCCGCGACCAGGGCCGGAGGGCCGCCCUGGGAAAUAAAUAAAGCGACUCUGACAGGCACAGCGGCCUGGCCUC